Budorcas taxicolor (takin) is the source of this 1891-nucleotide messenger RNA. RefSeq names its product WD repeat containing planar cell polarity effector (gene WDPCP). The transcript has 14 exons. Gene Ontology annotation, cellular component: axonemal basal plate. Bases 1 to 1845 code for a protein of 614 amino acids. Lineage: Eukaryota; Metazoa; Chordata; Mammalia; Artiodactyla; Bovidae. Gene Ontology annotation, biological process: establishment of protein localization; cilium organization; nervous system development. The record is from RefSeq and is a predicted model, not a curated record. Gene Ontology annotation, molecular function: protein binding.
AUGUCAUUCUGCUUGACUGAACUGCACCUGUGGUCUUUGAAGAAUACCUUACACAUUGGCGAUAGAGACAUUGGGAUCUACCAGUAUUAUGACAAGAAAGAGCCAUCAGAUCAUGGUAACUUAGAAGAAAAGCAGAGGCUGGCAGAAUCACGAGAUUUUCCAUGGACGCUCAAAAACAGACGCCCAGAAAAACUUCGAGACUCACUUAAGGAGUUGGAGGAGCUGAUGCAAAACAGUCAGUGUGUGCUGAGCAAAUGGAAGAACAAAUAUGUCUGUCAGCUCCUCUUUGGUUCAGGUGUGCUGGUGUCCCUAAGCCUUUCCGGGCCGCAGCUGGAGAAAGUGGUGAUUGACAGAAGCCUGGUGGGGAAGCUCAUCUCCGACACCAUCAGUGAUGCUCUUCUCACAGACAGCUUCAUCAUCUUAUCAUUUUUGGCACAAAACAAACUAUGUUUUAUUCAGUUUGCCAAGAAGAUGAGCACUCCUGAUAUAAACAAAAGACUGGAAAAGCUCUCAGCCUUGGAUUAUAAGAUUUCCUAUUAUGAAAUCCCUGGCCCAGUAAAUAGGACAACACAGCGUCGUCUAGCUAUCAGUUGUGUUCAAGAUAGAGUUGUUUGCUGGUGGCCACUGGUCAGUGAUGAUGCUUGGCCUUGGACCCCCAUUUCUUCUGAGAAGGAUAGAGCCAAUCUGCUGCUCCUGAGUUAUGGUCAAGGAAAGCUGGAGGUUCUGAGUUCUGUACGUACAGAAUGGGAUCCACUGGAUGUUCGCUUUGACACCAAACAUCCUAAUCAAGUGUUGACAGUGGAGUGCUCCGUCAGUGUAGACAAAGAGCCCAUGGCUGACAGCUGCAUCUAUGAGUGUGUUCGGAACAAAAUCCAGUGUGUAUCAGUCACCAGAAUACCACUUAAGUCAAAGGCCAUUAGUUGUUGCAGGAAUGCUGCUGAAGACAAACUGAUCCUGGGCUGUGAAGAUUCUUCAAUAAUUCUUUAUGAAACUCACCGUAGAGUGACUCUCUUAGCUCAGGCUGAACUUCUGCCUUCAUUAGUAAGCUGCCACCCAAGUGGGGCCAUUCUGUUAGUUGGUAGUAACCAAGGGGAGCUGCAAAUAUUUGACAUGGCUCUUUCUCCUAUUAACAUCCAGCUUUUGACUGAAGACAAUUCACCUAGGGAGACUCUACAAUUCAAAAAAUUCUUUGAUGUUUCCAGCAGUCUUGUUCAAAUGCAGUGGAUAGCGCCUCAGGUUGUUUCUAAGAAGCUUGAAAGUGGGGACAUCUAUAAUCUCCUCUUCCUCAGGUUUGACAGAGGACCUUUGGGUGUACUUCUGUUUAAACUUGGUAUCUUCACACAAGGACACCUGGGACUGGUAGACAUCAUCUUCCAGUAUAUUCACUAUGAUGAGAUCUAUGAGGCAAUAAACAUCCUGAGUAGUAUGAACUGGGACAGUCUGGGCUAUGAGUGCUUUAUCAGCAUGUGUGCCAUUGUAAACCAUCUUCUUAGACAAAAGCUCACUCCAGAGAGAGAAGCACAGCUUGAGGCAAGCCUUGGAACCUUCUAUGCUCCAACAAGACCACUCCUGGAUACGACUAUAUUAGAAUACAGAGACCAGAUCAGCAAAUAUGCAAGGAGAUUCUUCCACCACUUGCUCAGGUACCAAAGAUUUGAAAAGGCAUUUCUGUUAGCUGUUGACAUUGGUGCUCGGGACCUGUUUAUGGACAUCCAUUACCUUGCACUAGAUAAAGGAGAACUAGCACUAGCUGAAGUGGCAAGAAGGAGAGCUAGUGAUAUUGACGCAGAAUCAAUAACCUCUGGAGUUGACUGGAGCAGAUAUGUGGAACAGAAGCACCAUUGAGAAAGAAAUAAAAGAGUGGCUCCUGAGGUUACUUAAGAGAGACUAC